Messenger RNA from Cylicocyclus nassatus, 2093 nucleotides. The record is from the annotation of a GenBank genome assembly. NCBI's taxonomy places the organism in Eukaryota, Metazoa, Nematoda, Chromadorea, Rhabditida, Strongylidae.
GCGCGACGACAGGGCGCUGGCUGAGGCACAUGUGUGCGCCGCCGUCGGUGACUCCGCCCCGCCCCGGACUCGACAACCACCGCCUGCGCCAUCUCCGAUCGUCGUCACCGACGUCAACCCAUCACCCGAGCCCCUCGUUGACGUUAACUCACUCUCGGAGCUCAUCUUGCACACGUGACAUCCAAUUCACGUAGUGAAGCCGCAUUUGAUUCGUCGUCUCGACCGCAAGUCGCGCCACACAAACUGAAAAGCCGUCAAGCUGGCGACCGUCUGCAUGCGGGGUGGUUUCGAGCGUUUCGAGCUCUCGGGACCAUCCGAAGAAGAGUGCCCACUAGAUUUUUGGUCGAAGAAUAAUGGCACGGCAGUUGAAAGCCCUGAUAAACAUCGAUCGAUGUCAGUUUGUGCUGCGUGCCAUCUGGAAAUUGCCGAUCGUUUUAUUCUGCGAGUUCAUCCCAACCUGGAAUUUCACGCUUCGUGCCUCAAGUGUGCUGAAUGUUGCCGACCAUUGGAUGAAUCGUGCACAGCUUUUGUCCGGAACGGCACCACUUACUGUCGAGAGGAUUACGUAAGACUUUUCGGCACCAAAUGCAACCGCUGUGAUCUGCCUUUCGAUCGGAACGAGCUGGUGAUGCGCGCCAGACACGCUGUCUACCAUGUGGCCUGCUUCUCGUGUGUUGCUUGUGAGAGGCAGCUGAAGACAGGGGACGAGUUUCAGAUCAAAGGGAAUUCCUUGUACUGUCGGGCAGAUUGCGAGGCUGGAAAUGUUCCCGAGCCUUCGUCAAUACCUACACCUUCGAUGUUCGCCAAUGACGAUUCCUGGGAAACUUCCACCAUGACAUCGUUAGACCCAACAAAUAGCCCUCCUCUUUCUGUCCGCUCACCAAAAUCCGACGAUAUGAGCACUCCGCAACAAAACAACGGUUUUCAUAACAGUUCCAGUGGUUCCUCAGGAGGUUCGUCGGGAAAAAAGAAAAAGGACAAACAGACGACGAGGGUACGAACGGUGUUGAAUGAACACCAGCUAUCGAUACUAAAGAAGUGUUAUGCGUUGAAUUCAAGGCCAGAUGCAUUGCUCAAAGAACAACUUGUGGAAAUGACUGCGCUAAACGCAAGAGUUAUUCGAGUGUGGUUUCAAAAUAAACGAUGCAAGGAUAAGAAGCGACAAAUCCAAAUGAGAGACAUGGCGGCGAACGCCGAGAAGGAACGUGCAUUAAAUGGAGUUCGAAUGGCCGGAGUGGGACCAAUGAUAGCUGGAGCACCCACCAAUCAUGUCGAUCAAUUAUCGAUUGGACAACCUAUCGAUAUCACUCAUUAUGCUCAGUGGGGACAAUCGAUGGAUGCACCCAUGGUUGAUCCGAAUUCAUAUGGUCCACCACCUCCUUCUAUGGGCUACACCGAUAUCGUCCCGCCACCAGAUCUGGGCGGUUACGGUAUGGUCCCGCAAACGGGCGCAUUCCACGAGUUCUCUCCACAUCUUCACGCAUCCGACUUAUCGUCGCCGAGUUGCAGUGAAUGAGACCAAGAAAACUCGUCCUCUGUGUGACAAUGAGCACAUCGUCAAAUUUAGCCGCAUUGCCUUGCCUCAAUCGAUAUUUAUCACAACGCCGAUCGAUAUAUCGAUUUUUAUGAUGUAACUUUUCGUAUCAGAAAUCACUUACAUGGCGCUGUAAAAUUGUCUCUUGAGGAACCACUCUCGCUCACUUCCAGUCCAGUCUUCUCUUUGUCGAUUUGUAACUUUUAUUAUUUAUGAGUUUGCGUAAGGAAAUUUAGGAUGUCGCCCCCUUUCCCCUCCUUCCCCUCCCCCCCCCUCUCCGAUUGUGGACCAAAAUUUUCAUUGCAUUCUUGCUUGUGAUAUUUGCAUGUGAACCCGUUUUUCCCUACAUAUUUGUAGCGUAUAGGUUGUGAAAUCGCAAAAAUCAAACAUUCUAUCAUAAUUUAUGUUUCGUUCGCGUACAGAGCUUAUCUUUCCUGGUUUCACGUUUGUGCUCUCCUCUUUGUUCGUUAAGCUAAUUUGCCCGGAUUUUCCCACUUCUCUUUUCAGUGUUUCCUUCUGGUCACUUAUUAUUUUGGGAAGUGUUGGACAGCUUAAAGCC